AUGCUUUGUUUCAGCCGCCUCGACAUCUUGGCUCGAGUCACUCCGGCAGCGGCAGCAGAAGCCGCAGCUGCUGAAGCCGCUGCAGAAGCCGCACAAGGAGACGUCAGUUUCGACGGCAGUUACGACGACACCACCGCAAGCUUUGGAGCGGCCAGCUACCGGCUAGCCGGCACUUUUGAAACUGAUUGCAGUUACGACGCCGGCGAGAACCUUCUAGAAGGCGUCAUUUUGUCCAAGGGCCGGCACGCGCUGUUCGCGCCGCUUGCAGCGUGGACGGAGGAGAGCAUUCUGCGACUAGAGCGGAUUAAAGCGUACGGCGCGCUGCGGAAUAACAAGCCUAGGCCAGUGGAGAAGGAAGAGCAGCGCAACAAGGAGCAGCGCAACAGACGCGGCAAUGACUUAUACUCCAAGUUACCCGCUGCUAGCGUCCGGGCUCGCCGUGCGGCGGGAAUCGGCUGUUGUUUCGCAGGCGGCGUGGGGGAUGGGGAAGAGGCGGAAGAUAGUGAAGGGGCGGAAGACUCCCUGCCGGCGCGCGAGGCUGGGGGGAAGCUGGCGGAAGGAAUUGCGCGGCUACGGAUGGGAUGGGCGCGCGCAAGAGAUGGAGCGGAGGAGGCGGAAGGGGUCAGAGCACAGCUUCUGGCGCAUGCGGUGCUCCCAGCGGAGAGGGGGGACGUUGGCGCGCAGGAUGGCGGUCGCGGCGGAGAUGAGCGGAUGAAGAGGGAUGGUCCUGAUAUGCUUAGGGAUGCCCGAAUUUCUGGCGAACCUUCUUCCAAUUCGCGUCACAACGAGAUUGAACCUGCCGACACACCUGCCACCCACGAAUCGAGUUAUAUUACUGCCAGCGACACGGGCGCCUCCUAUGGAACACGGAGUACGACAGCCGCCACGUCAGCAGCCGAGCCGCGGGUCGUGCUGCCGCACCUGUACUCUAAAGUGCCGGUUUCUGGGGAAGGCAGUAGCGUAGCAGGCUGGGGUAGGUGGGAAGGAGAGACAUGCAUUCAAGAAGAGGAGGGAGAGGAUGAGUACUGGCGUGAGAGAGCAGACGACGCUGUUGCUGGCGCUGGUGCUGGCAGUUCUGACGCGUGUGUUGCUGAUUCGACGCGCGAAGAAGCACGUGACAUGGGAGCGCGGACCAGGCCGAGCUCUCCCACCCAUCACACCACCAGCCCUGCUGCUUCCACUAUCCCCGCGACCGACGCCGCUGCUGCCGGAACUGCUGCACGUGCCCUGCGUUGGUUCGCCUCAGUGCGCGCCAGCGGAGCAGCACUCGAGCUGAUGAACGCUCAGACCGAAGUCCUGCCGGUGCGGCUGGGCGGCAUGGACGGCGACAAGCUCGCCAAGAUGGCGCAGUACGGCAAGUGGACAGUAAAGACAAACGACGAGCAGCGCGGGGAUCAUAUCUCCGUCCUCCGCGCCGUCCGGCUCUGGCUGGUCCCAGAUUCCGAGGUGGAACUUACCCUGGUGCUGGCUUCCGGUGGGGUAAAUAACGCGGCGUGCCCUCCCGAUUGGGGGUUACUUCUGGAACAAACCCUCGAGGGUGUGGUGCAUGUGGUGGGGGUGAGGGGGGGCAGUCCGGCUGAAAAGGGAGGAGUGGCCAUGCUGCUGAGGAUGGCACGGGCGAAGAAACGGCUGCUGCUGCUGUCGCGGCUGCAGGGACAGGUGCUGCUGCCGUCGGUGAUAGCCAAUGGGCAGAUAGACUGUGCUGACGUGGAGGCGCUACAGGAGCAGCUGGUGCUGCAGGCGCAUCUGCCGUCCAUCCCGCUGCGCCUCACGUUUGCCCUGUGA
Messenger RNA from Closterium sp. Naga37s-1, 1785 nucleotides. NCBI's taxonomy places the organism in Eukaryota, Viridiplantae, Streptophyta, Zygnematophyceae, Desmidiales, Closteriaceae. The record is from the annotation of a GenBank genome assembly.